Messenger RNA from Fusarium verticillioides 7600, 1270 nucleotides. Its product is annotated as DNA replication complex GINS protein PSF3. Gene Ontology annotation, biological process: mitotic DNA replication initiation. Lineage: Eukaryota; Fungi; Ascomycota; Sordariomycetes; Hypocreales; Nectriaceae. Bases 602 to 1138 code for a protein of 178 amino acids. Gene Ontology annotation, cellular component: GINS complex. The record is from RefSeq and is a predicted model, not a curated record. The transcript has 2 exons.
GGAAGAUGGAAGAUGUUUGUGUUACAGUCUGUAUGCUUCUGGAUAUUUCCCUUUCGAUCUGAUGGACAUGAUCUGACUGACCAUCAUCAUGUUUUCAUAUUCCUACGCUCUAAUCACUUGAAUCUCUUUAUUGAUGAAGCUGGUGUAGCUCAACUUGCAUCACCAUCAAUCAUGAACUUUAGGUUACUCAGCUCGGUCUUGUCCAAACACCGAACAGCGACACAACAUUAAUAACCAAAAUAUGAUUCCAUUCUUCUUGAAAGCAAUAUCCCGAGUAUUCCCAAUGUCAAUUCCCCAUUUCUCCGAGAUCGCCGAUCUCGGACUACCGAACUCUGAGAUGCGAAUGACGCAAAAGAGGACCUCGUGAGUAUUGGCGGCCCAUGCAUGCAACGUCGGCUAAGUAUGGAAUCAAUUGUCACAUUUUCUAUUCUCGACCAAUGGAUCAGAAGCUGUUGCUUAUUUGAUCUUGAUCAAGAUGCUGUUCGUUCUGGUGCAGGGUAGUCUAGUUGACGAUUAUGUCAUCGGCGCGUCGAUGUAAUUAUCGUCAAAUCCACUCUACGCGUCUCCCUCAAGCAUCACCAAAAGAUAUAACACAGUAAAGAUGUCGUACUACGACAUUGACUCCAUCCUCACGGAUGCAGAGAAAGUCCCCUGCCACUUCGAAAUCGACGUUCGUGACCUCGGCCAUCUCGACAACUCCCCCCACGGCCUCAAAGCCCAAACCCCUCUAACCCUCCCCCUCUGGCUCGCCGAAAUGCUCGCCCUCGCCUCAACACCCAACUCCUCCGCUCCCCUGACCCUCAACCUCCCCCCAUGCCUCUCAACAACCGUCCUCGCCGCUCUGAAAGCAGACCCGCGCGCCGUUCCCCUCCGCGACCAAAGUCCUCACUUCUACGGUGUCGGCGUCAAAAUGCUAGAGUUGUUCGAUGAGAAGGAGAUAGCGGAGGUUUUGAGAAAGACGUUUGUCGUGAGGGCGGGUGAGGUUGGGCUGCACGCGAGGAAGGCUGAUGAGGCGGUGGGGGGCAAUGGGGAGGAGUUUUUGAGGGGCUUGGAGGAGUGGGAGAGGGGGUUGUUUAGGAGGGGACAUGAGGGUGUUAAGGGGGCGAAGGAGUGGACUGAUAAAGUUAAGAAGACAUGAGUUGGAGGAUUUUAAGAUACCCAUGAGUUGCCGUGAGGCACUACGCGUCUACGAACACAAAAUGCAAAGACAUGAACCAUUAUCUUCAGUCAGCUUACAAGAAGCUUCACAACUGAGAGAGAAUAUUCAGGG